CUGAAAGUUUGCAGCCGGGACAGUCCGUGGCGAGCAGUUUGUUUUCCUGCCUGCGGCUCAAAGUUUGGGGACGCUGACCCGCCGCUGGAGUGGAAACUGGGCCCCGGGGCUGUCUUUUGCCUCCCUCUCCGUCCCGUUAACGUUCAACCACCUUGAAUUGUUUGGGAUUCUACUUUUUGUUUCCUCUCCGGUCUCGCGGUUCUUCUCCUUGCUGCCCGCCGCUGGUGGUCGUGUCCUGCUCGGGGGCGUUUGCUCCAAAGUCUUCAUUCUUGCUCGUUUCACUUUCAUAUUUACAACCUACAUUAGUCACUUAGCACCGGAUAAAGUGACCGACGUCCCGAAAUCAUUCUUUUGUUGUCCAACCUCGUCGCUGGCGGGACUUUAUCGCCGUGCUGACGUCUUCUCCCUCACCCGACAGACGUCUCCUGCAGGCCUCCUCUCCAACUGGAACCAGCAUGAGGCCAGAGUCCGGUUGCCUGCUGGUGCUGCUGCUGGUGCUGCUGGAGUCGCUCCUGAUGUGCAGCGCUGCCAGAGGUCCACCCAGGGUGUCGGAGCGAGUGGCCCACCGGCAGAGCGUCCGCCUGGGUCGGACCAUGAAGCUGCCCUGCCCCGUGGAGGGCGACCCGCCGCCGCUCAUCAUGUGGACCAAAGACGACCGCAACAUCCACAGCGGCUGGACGCGCUUCCGGGUGUUGCAGCACGGCCUGCGCAUCAAAGAGGUGGAGGCGGGCGACGCCGGCACGUACGUCUGCAAGGCCACCAACGGCUUUGGCAGCGUCAACGUCAACUUCUCCCUCAUCAUCAUCGAUGAUUCGGGCUCCAGAGCUGCAGGCAGUGGAUCGGAACACGCUCCAGAACUUUCCCUGAAGCUCGUGCGGCCUCGUUUCACGCAGCCCGCCAAGAUGAGGAAGCGCGUCAUCGCUCGGCCGGUGGGCAGCUCCGUGCGCCUCAAGUGCGCCGCCAGCGGCAACCCUCGGCCCGACAUCGUGUGGCUGAAGGACGGCCGGCCGCUGGCGGGCAGCGAGGCAGGCGGCGCUGGCGAAGGCGAGGAGGCGGGCGGGAAGAAGAAGUGGACUCUGAGUCUGAGGAGCCUGGCGCCGGAGCAUAGCGGCAAAUACACUUGUCAUGUGACCAACCCGGCGGGCCACAUCAACGCCACCUACAAAGUGGAAGUCAUACAGCGCACCAACUCCAAGCCCAUCCUGACGGGCACCCACCCGGUCAACACCACCGUGGACUACGGAGGAACCACCUCGCUGCAGUGCAAAGUGCGCAGCGACGUCAAGCCCGUCAUCCAGUGGCUGAAGAGAGUGGAAGCCGGAGACGAGGGCAAGUUCAACUCCACCAUCGAGGUGGGGGACCAUCACUUUGUGGUUCUGCCCACCGGGGAGGUCUGGUCCCGACCCGACGGAUCUUAUCUCAACAAGCUGCUGAUAACGCGAGCCAAGAAGGAGGAUGCCGGCAUGUACAUCUGUCUGGGCGCCAACACCAUGGGCUACAGCUUCAGGAGCGCCUACCUCACCGUCACACCAGAUGUGACGCCCCAAAACAACUUGGUGGUGUCGGCGGCGUCCCCCAGCCUCCCCUGGCCCGUCAUCAUCGGGAUACCGGCGGGCGUGGCCUUCAUCCUGGGCACCGCCCUCCUCUGGUUCUGCCGGUCCAAACGCCCCUGCGCCGCCUCCUCCCCGCCCGCGUCUUCCGUUCCUCCCGCGGCCCAGCGCCUCCCGGUGGCGGGCCGGGAGCGAGCGUGCCCUCCCGCUCAGCCGGGCGGCGCGGACAAGGAGCGCCUGUCCUACGAGGAUUACGUGGCCCACCACCAGCAGCAGCAGCUGCUCGCCAAGGCCGGCGGCGGCGGCGGCCCCGCCCCCAAACUCUACCCUAAAAUCUACACGGACAUCCACACGCACACGCACUCGCACGUGGACGGUAAAGUGCACCAGCACCAACACAUCCACUACCAGUGUUAGCGCACAAAACGCCGACUUUUGCCGCACCAGUGAAGAAUGUAAAGAUUUCUAUUUUCGAAAGUGUUGUUUUUAUUUGCCAACGUUGGCGUCGUGUUCGGCGUUUGACUUCUCAAGCUCGCCUCUCUCGUGCGUGGUCCAGCGCGGUUAUAUAGCAUUUAGCAUGUAGCAUUUAGCAUGCACAGCUGUAUGAGUUGUCCGCCUCUGCAGGUGUUCCUAAUAUUGUGGCCGUUGCUGCGAUCAAAUCUUCCUUUAUGAACCUGUGAAGCUUUUUUUUCGUACUCGUAUCGUAUCGCUCGUGUUUGUACAGUCCUCGCCACAGCUCGUUAAGAUGUUUUAUGGCAGCAUUAUUUUUGCCUUUUUUUUUUUUAUGACAAAAACUCCAAACUAAGGCUUUAAGGAAAACAAGCGGACUUUCUCUCCGGUUUGUAGCGUUUAAGAAAAUCAAUAUUUUGCCAUAUUGGCGAUGAGCGGUUACUCUCCUGGUGGCCGUUGGAGGAACUGCAGAGCUGCUUCCACUCUUAAGUGCUUUCAAAUGUUUACUUGAGUUAAAACAGGGUUGUCCAACAUGCAGCCCACGGCACAUACUUUCCAACAAAUUACUCAUAAUUAGUAAUACUGCUCAUUUUUCUACUAAAAUACCAUUAAAAACCUAAAAAUGUCCUUUAAUGAUUGUGACAUGCGAUUAAACUACCCAAAAUGCAUGAUAAAUUACUUAAAAUAAUCUCAGAAAAGUAUUUCAAAUGCCAAUAAAUUAAAGACAAUGCCAUCAAAUUACCUCAAAGUUCCCAUUAAAUUAAUAGAAAAAAUACAAGGUCAUUAAAUAACAAAAGAAAGUCAUUAAAUUGCAAAAAAUACUCCAGAAGAUGUUGUUGAAUUACUCCAAAAUUCACAAUCAAUUUGUUAAGGAUGAGUAACUUUUAAAAAUAACAAUAAAUAAAACAAAAAAUGCCAAAAAAUUAUUUGAACAAAUUGCCAUUAAAUUACCCCGAAAUUCCAGAUUAUUUACAAAAAAUCCAUUAAAUCAUAAAAACAUGUCGUUAAAUUACAAAAGAAAGUCAUUAAAUUGUAAAAGAAAUACUCCAGAAAAUGUUGUUAAGUUACUCACAAAUUCACAAUAUAUUUGUUGAAGAUUGUCAUAAAUUACUUUUAAAAAUGACUAAUAAUAAAGUGCCAAUAAAUUCUUUAAACAAAAUGCAAUUAAACUACCCAAAAUGCACGAUUUUGAUGUAAAAGAUAAAUUACUUAAAAUGUCAGAAAAGUAUUUUAAAAUGCCAAUAAAUUAAAGACAAUGCCAUCAAAUUAAAUUGAAGCUCCCAUUAAAGUAAUAUUUUCAAAAUACUAUUGACUACAAAUGCCAUUAAAAGACUCAAAAUUCCAAUACAUUUACAAAAAGUACCCAUUAAAAUACGAUAACAAUGCCAUUAAACACUAAAGAAAGUCAUUAAAUUGCAAAAAAAUACUCGAAAAAAGUUGUUGAAUUACCCAAACAUUCAAAAUAUUUUUUUUAAAUAUUCUCUUUAAUUACUAUUAAAAAUAGCAAUAAAUGAUUCAAAAAUGCCAAUAUUUAAACAAAUUGCCAUUAAAUGACCCCAAAAUUCCAUAUUAUUUACAAAAAAAUCCAUUAAAUCAUAAAAACAAUGUCGUUAAAUAACGAAAGAAAGUCAUUAACUUGCAAAAGAAAUACUCCAGAAAAUGUUGUUAAAUUACUCAAAAAUUCAUAAUCAAUUUGUUGAAGAUUGUCAUAAAUAAUUUUUUUAAAUAACACUAACUAAUAAAAAAAUGACAAUAAAUUCUUUAAACAAAAUGCCAUUAAAUUACCCCAAAAUUCCAGAAUAAUUACGAAUAAAUCCAUUAAAUCGUAAAUAAAUGUCAUUAUAAAACGAAAGAAAGUCAUUAAAAGAGUAAACAAUGCCAGCGGUACAAAGAACGUCAUUAAAUUGCAAAAUAAAUAACAUAACAUUACUCAAAAGUGUUCUGUUAAAUUACCCCAAAAUUCACAUUAAACUUGUUAAAGAUUCUCAAAUUAUUUUUUAAAAUAAUAGUGUGUGAAUGUGAGUGUGAAUGUUGUCUGUCUAUCUGUGUUGGCCCUGCGAUGAGCUGGCGACUUGUCCAGGGUGUACCCCGGCUUCCGCCCGAUUGUAGCUGAGAUAGGAGCCAGCGCCCCCCGCCACCCCGAAAGGGAAUAAGCGGUAGAAAAUGGAUGGAUGGAAUAAAAAAGUUAAAAAAUUUCCAUAAAUUAAAUGCCAAUGAAUUUCCCCAAAAUUUCAGAUUAAUUACAAAAAAAUCCAUUAAAUCAUUAAAAAAAUCGUUAAAUAACAAAGGAAAGUCAUUCAACUACUAAACAAUGCCAUUAAUUACUAUAGAAAGCCAUUAAAUUGCUAAAAAAAAAAUAGCAUAAAAUUACUCAAACCCCCCAAAAAUUUGCAAUCAACUUGUUAAAGAUGCUCAUGUAUAAUUUAAAAAUAAAAAUAAUAAUAAUAAUAAUUUUAAAACAUGCCAAUACGUUCUUAAAAAAUGCAAUUAAAUUACCUAUAAAUUCCUAUUAUUUCAAUAAAGAAAUACCAUUAAUCAACUAAAAAUGCAGUGAAAUUACCCAAAAUCCCAGUUAUUUUACAAAUUAAUUCAGUUCAAUUCAUAAAACGAUGCUUAACAAUCACACAAGAAAAUGCCAUUAAAAUACCCCCCCAAAAAAUCAUAAAGUUGUUGAAGACUCAUUACAUUAUUUUAAAAAUAUAUAAGUAAACAAAAAAUGCCAAUAAAUUAUUUGAGAAAACAAUUUUCAAAAUUCACAUUAAAUUCAUUUUAACAAUACAAUUAAAACACGAAAAAAAUUGUUAACUAACCCAAAUUUCAAUUAAGUAACGAACGAUUAUGAAUAACACAAAAUUACCCUAAAAAUCCUAUUAAAUCCCACCCAAUUUUUUUUUAUAAUUAUUACAAAUUAGGGGGAAACGAUAAUAAUACGUACAGUUUUGAACUCGUCAUUUUACUUGGACUGCAGAAGACUGACGCAUGUUAAGAAACAUUUUGACUCAAAUAUUGUACUGCAAGAAAUUAAAGGGGCUUGGUUUAGUUUUUUUAUGAAAGCUGUAAUAGUCCUUUUCUUGCAUUUCUGCUUGCCAUCUUUCACUUCUUAUGUCAAAAUAAUUGGACAGCCCUGCUUUAAAGGCCUACUGAAAUGAGAUUUUCUUAUUCAAAGGGGGAUAGCAGGUCCAUUCUAUGUGUCAUACUUGAUCAUUUCGCAAUUUUGCCAUAUUUUUGCUGAAAGGAUUUAGUAGAGAACAUCCACCAUAAAGUUCCCAACUUUUGGUGGCUAAUAAAAAAGCCUUGCCUGUACCGGAAGUAGCAGACGAUGUGCGCGUGACGUCACGGGUUGUGGAGCUCCUCACAUCCUCACAUUGUUUACAAUCAUAGCCACCAGCAGAUGGAGCUAUUCGGACCGAAAAAGUGACGAUUUCCCCAUUCAUUUGAGCGAGGAUGAAAGAUUUCUGGAUGAGGAAAUUUAGAGUGAAAGACUAGAAAAAGAAAAAAAAAGGCAAUUGCAGUGGGAGCGAUUCAUAUUUUACUAGACAAAUUUACUAGGAUAAUUCUGAAAAAUCCCUUAUCUGCUUAUUGUGUUGCUAGUGUUUUAGUGAGAUUAAAUAGUACCUGAAAGUCGGAGGGGUGUGGCCACGGGUGUGUUGACGCCAGAGUCUCUGAGGGAAGUCACGGCAGCUGCAGCAGGACGCAAGCUCCGCUGAUGUCUCCGGUAAGAGGCGACUUAUUACCAAAAUGUUCUCACUGAAAACCGCCGGUUGACAUGUUCGCUUGACCGCUCUGAUCCAUAGUAAAGCUUCAUCUUCGUGAAUUUUAAACAAGGAAACACCGGCUGUGUUUUUGUGGCUAAAGGCUAAAAGCUUCCCACCUCCAUCUUUCUUCUUUGACGUCUCCAUUAUUAAUUGAACAAGAAUGCAAAAGACUCAGCAACACAGAUGUCCAGAAUACUGUGUAAAUAUGCGAUUAAAGCAGACUACUUAUAGCUUGGACAACCCGAGACAUCAAACGUCAUCAUACCGCGACGUUUUCAACAGGACACUUUGCGGGAAAUUUAAAAUUGCAAUUUAGUAAACUAAAAAGGCUGUAUUGGCAUGUGUUGCAAUGUUAAUAUUUCAUCAUUGAUAUAUAAACUAUCAGACUGCGUGGUCGCUAGUAGUGGCUUUCAGUAGGCCUUUAAGCUAAUUGGCUCCCCGUUCAACCCCCCGGCCGAUGUGCACUUACUUACCCACCUUUGCUACAUUUUUUUCCCAACCCGCCAUCCCAAAAAGUGUAUUUCACUCCUAAUUUAUUGACUACGGGCAUUAUUAUACUGCAUGCGUUGAUUUGAAUGUAAGAUGUUGUAUUUAUACGCGAGUACACAGAAGCUCCUAGAUAAUCCUUGUAAGGACAAUCUUGUAUAGUUUCAUCAUCUUAUUGUCGCCAUUAAAAAAAGGAAUCCGCGUG
Nerophis ophidion (straightnose pipefish) is the source of this 6446-nucleotide messenger RNA. RefSeq names its product fibroblast growth factor receptor like 1a (gene fgfrl1a). The record is from RefSeq and is a predicted model, not a curated record. The coding region runs from base 456 to 1967 and encodes 503 amino acids. The transcript has 8 exons. Gene Ontology annotation, molecular function: fibroblast growth factor binding; fibroblast growth factor receptor activity. Gene Ontology annotation, cellular component: plasma membrane. NCBI's taxonomy places the organism in Eukaryota, Metazoa, Chordata, Actinopteri, Syngnathiformes, Syngnathidae.